GCCCUGGAGGUGAACUUUACCGGGUGCUCACUAACAGCCGCAGCACGUACAUGUGAUGAUUCGCGUAUCACCACUCCCGAGUUUAGUGAUUGUGGUCUGACUGAAGACACACCCGGUUUAUUUGGGACUCACACUCCGACGUGUUAGCGUUACAUUUUAUUUCGCACAACUCACGAAGUUGGCUAGCUAACACUAACGUCGUUGAGCUAGCCCUGCCAGGCGGCGUUAAAGUGUUAAAGGUGACGCUGGGUUAAAGGAAAUGUUUUCAGACUAUUGCAGUAAAUACAAAAUAUGGACUUUCUUCAGGUAACAGCGGUGGCUGUCACCUCCAGCGAUCCCUGACACACUGCAACAUCAGUUUGAAUCCACUGUGGCCUAACCUAACCGGUUUCAAAACGGCGGCGGCAGCACGGGAGAAACUGGACCCGUCCGGCUCAGCAUCCGGCUCAAAGAUGGAGUUGGGAGCGGCUCACCCAGCUCUCAAAGCCUUUAUGUGUGGCUCCCUCAGUGGCACCUGCUCUACACUCCUCUUCCAGCCUUUGGAUCUGGUGAAGACACGACUGCAGACUCUGCAGAACAAUGCCAAGCCCGGCGCACCCAAGGUGGGAAUGUUUAGCGUUUUCAUCAAUGUUAUUAAGACAGAGAAGUUCUUCAGUCUGUGGAAAGGUGUUUCACCGUCAUUUGUGCGCUGCAUCCCUGGGGUGGGUAUCUACUUCAGCACCUUCUACUCCCUGAAGCAGCACUUCUUCCUGGACCGAGCUCCCAACGCUGGCGAGGCUGUUCUGCUCGGAGCGGGUGCCAGAGCUGUGGCUGGAGUCUCCAUGUUACCAUUUACGGUCAUCAAGACGCGCUUCGAGAGUGGCUUUUACAGUUAUGCGAGUGUGCCCGGUGCUCUGAGGAGUAUGUAUGAGACGGAGGGAAUCAGAGCUCUGUUUUCUGGGCUGACUGCCACGCUGCUCCGUGAUGCUCCUUUCUCCGGCAUCUACGUCAUGUUUUACAGCCAGGCCAAGAGAGCGCUGCCUCAAGAGGUGACCUCGGCGCCCUACGCCCCGCUGGUGAACUUCAGCUGUGGGGUGAUUGCGGGUGUCAUGGCAUCAGUAGUAACGCAGCCUGCAGAUGUAGUGAAGACUCACAUUCAAGUCAGACCCUCCCACUGUAGCACAGCAGGUGCAGUUCGCCGCAUCUACAUGGAGCACGGCAUGGCUGGGUUUUUUCGUGGAGCUGUGCCCAGGUCUCUUCGACGCACUCUCAUGGCUGCCAUGGCUUGGACUGUGUAUGAACAGCUGAUGGCUCGAAUGGGCCUCAAAUCCUGAAGAGCAAAAGUUUUGUGCCGCAAGAGAAGGGAAAGAACUGUAAGGGGAUAAUUCUGUAUUAUUAGUAUUAUUUUUAAACUGAAAGCGUCAUGCAAGAAGAAAAAGGAGCUGAGGAGCUUACAGGGUCAUUGAGCCAGCAGUAACAAGAUACUGAGCAAACGAAGCAGGUGGAUAAAUGCCUGAAAAACAUGAGUAAGAGUGCUCUGUUUGUGUGUUUGCUGUGUGUGUGUGUGAAACUGUGUUUGGGACUGUGAUGUUACACCUGAAGCACUCUUAUGUCCGUCUCGGACUAUAGUGACACUCCUGCUGUGAAGUGAACUCGUCCCUCCUAAUAUUUAUGUUCCUGAGGUAUGGCUAGCAAUCAGAAAACAGGGCCAGUGGCUCUUCUGGGUAACAGAGUUGCCUUUGACGAUGUUUUAAAAUACCGUAGAAACAAACGAGACACUCGACAAGCUGGUGUCCCGUACAGCCGAUUAAGAAGCAAAGCACUGCAGGUUCUGCCAUAUUCGUGAAGCUUAGACAAGAUAGAGCAAUGUUUCGUACUUGCUGACUGAUCUCUCUCUUUUUUUCUUUUUUUUCUUUUUUUUUCUUUCUUUUUUUUUUAAGAAGCAGAGAAGUUUAUUUGUUUCAGGCUCAGACAAUCAGAAGUACUCACACAGCUGCAUUAUGGGAAAAUCAAGGCCAAUGCUAAUAACGUGUUAAAGCCUUUGUUGCUGUAUUGUUUAAAACUGCUAGCUACAUUUAUAUAAAACUAUGGUGUGUUUUCGACUCAGCGUAAUGAUAGCCACAUCUGUAGCUAAAUCAGUGAAUAGCAGUGAUGGCAUCUCACGCGAAAAACCCAACAAAAAAGAUUUUUUUUUAAAAAUGAAUUAUAUAAAUAAAAUGUUUGAUUAUUUGUAGGAUUUUCAUUUUGAGACAACCUGUGGAGCUUCUCAGUAGCACUGUGGAUUUGAUACUCGGUAGUUUUGUUUGUUUUCUGCACACAGGAGUAACAUGACACUCAUAAUAUAUUUAUAAAGGCAACUUUGAGUUUAUUUUAUGAUGAGGGAUUUGAUUUUUGUAGGAAACACUGAAUGUAAACACAGAUUUCUGUGUUUAAAAGAAAACUCCACCUUUAAAGGCACUGCAGGUUGCCCUUCUCCCUGCAUUUAAAUGAGCACUUUCACAAAUUUAUUUUCUUAGUAUACAUAUAUAUAUUUAGGUUACCAGGCGAAGUUGAAGUCAUUUAAGUAUUUCAGGUUUUGCUGAAGUCAGGUACCUCCUAUGAUCAAACAGUAUUUCCAGAAUAUUAAGCUUGCAAGUGAAGCAUUCCUUAAUCAUUGCGCUGAAAUGUUUAUAAAGAGUCCAUACCGGUGAUGGAGCUGUGGAUCUUGUCUUUGUAUAGCCUCAUUCUGGAAUUGUAAAUAUGUGACUUAAUACAGAGUUGCUGAUUUAAGAAAAAAAGGGGGCGCACUAAUGAAUUCCUAUAGAGUGUUUGCAUAGAUGUUAUUUAUUAUUAAUAUAAAAGAAGAGGUGAUAUAAUAGAGAAUAAUGUCUUUGUGUCUGUACAUAAAAUGCAAACUGAAAGACGACUUAGUGUGAUCUUUGAACGGCGAAGGUUGCCACCAAGAAGUAAUUGUGUGCUUUACGUGAUAGGAGUUUUUAAUGAUGGCUUCCUGUGAGUCCGCAGAUAAGCCCAGUUUAACGAAAGAGAGGCGCUGAGCGUCUCUUCAGACCUAUGGGCUGUUUAAAGGAAAAAUGACAGGUAGUGAAGUACAAGUUCAUUUAAAAGCCUCCAUGUUUGCUGUCUUAACUUGAGCUGUGCCACAAUUCACACCUCCUCACCUCCAUUGUUGUGACUGUCCUGCAUUCAGUGUUACAGUAGACACUCUGUCUGUGCGCGUGUUUGCUCAGACAGAUGCUGUGCCUGUCUGAUUUUUAAGUUGAAUAAAAAUCUCCUGUUUUCGUUUU
This is a messenger RNA of Oreochromis niloticus (Nile tilapia), 3263 nucleotides long. RefSeq names its product mitochondrial glycine transporter B. Gene Ontology annotation, cellular component: mitochondrion; mitochondrial inner membrane. Bases 453 to 1313 code for a protein of 286 amino acids. The record is from RefSeq and is a predicted model, not a curated record. Gene Ontology annotation, biological process: glycine import into mitochondrion. Lineage: Eukaryota; Metazoa; Chordata; Actinopteri; Cichliformes; Cichlidae. Gene Ontology annotation, molecular function: glycine transmembrane transporter activity. The transcript is spliced from 8 exons.